CUAUUUGAUCUGCGUCGCAUUCAUAUAUUGUCUUCACGACUAGGCUGAAUGACACGUAAUGAAUAGAAUUUUUUGAAUAUCAACAAGAUUUGUGAAUAUUACAAAUGGAAUAAGACUCAUAAUCGUGCUUAAAGAUAAAACAGAAAUAGAAGAUUUGUUUUAGUGGGGAUUAUUAAAUUCUAUCGUGGCAUACAGUUAGGAAAUAAAAAAGGAGGCAGAAGUUUGAUUGAGUCUGUUCAUGUGAGGCAAUGAAACAUACCAUACCCCUCAAGUGCUUAGCACCGGGUUAGCGGAACUCGUCAUACAGACCUUUAUUUCACUAAGUGAUCACAACGGACAAAAAAUAUAACAACACAAGUUAAAUGCUGGGAACGGUUGAGGUCCUUUGCACGAAACUUAAAGACCGCUGUUGUGACAGCAGAAAAAAUAAAACAAUGAAAUAAAAGAGAAGAGAUUUUGACACAUGGAAUGCAGCACAGGAAAAGAUAAAGCUUGCCACUCAUUACCAUUGGACAAAGUGGGAAAAUGAUAUCGUCGACCGCAACAAAGACUUGCUAUUGUUUGUAUUAAAGAUGGAAGUCGUUUUCCUUUGGCCAAUAGACAACGGUUAGUUUGAGGUGUAAGUAAAAACCAGUUAAUACUAUUAAAACAAAACAAUGGCUGAAGCUUCAAAAACACAGUAUUUUGAUGAACUUUUAAACCUACUUGAUAUUAAAGAAUAUUAUCCAGAGAAACUGACCAGAGAAAAACUUUAUGAAAUUACUCCUGAAAGUUUAAGCAGCGAUAAAAAAUCGGUGACGGCCGUAUGGCAGUUCAUUGACAAAAUUACACGUUAUAAUUACCAUGCAAGAAAUAUACAAACUCAAAACGCUGGAGCAGGAACUAAACCCAAAAGCUUCCAAGAGAAGAGGAAAAUACAAAGGGAUUCUUCUAUAUUGAAUGUCCAUCCUUUGGACGUGUUAGCAGCAGUAUUCCUAUGCUGUGAUCCAAUAGCUAAGCAGGAUCUUGUAAUGCAUCUGUGGGGAUGCAAGUUGUCUAUACCAUUUGCAAUCCAACCUUCGAAAGAUGAACGUCUACUUGUAUAUCUAUGGCCUUUGCGUUCUUUGAUAGGUCAAUUUCAGGAACUUGACACAUGGGUAGAAACUUCAUUGAUUGAUAAAAGCAUGAAAUCAGUUGCCUUUUUAAGAGUUGGCGAAAACGAAUAUUCGAAAUCUUCUUUGCUUAAUAGUAUCAUUGGUGGAUCCGAAAAACCCCAUCCAAUGUUUUUCAACCGAAAUUCUGAGGGUUCAAAAAGAAAAAAAUCAGAUCUAACGAACGGUUUAGUUGAAAUAGGAUGGUUUCUGUCUUCUGACAAUGACGAAGGACAGCUAACUAAACCCCACAUUUUUUUCAAUUUGCGUGGAGAUGCUACUAAAAACCUUUCUCAAGUUGAGCUGAUUGGCCAGUUAGCAACAGUAACUAUUGUUUUAUGUUCACUCUGUAACUUAGAAAAUUCAAAAGGUAUAUUAAAGAUAUUAUGUGAAAACAAAUCACGUAUUAUUAUUUUGAUAAGUGACCAAAAGCCAGAUUUUACUGUCAUUUCAACUUUUUUAGACAAUUCAUUCUCACAUCUUUCGGAAACUCAAAUGGACAUAAUAACAAUUGAAGAAGAUAUGAUCUGUGAAGUUCUUGAGAGCUUGCAUCAUGUCAUUUCUAAAAUGGAAUCUGAUGAUGGCAGAGAAUUGGUUCUAUCUGACUUUGCAAAAAAUUUGCCUUCAAUGAAAUAUAGAGUAGACGAAACUGAAAUACAUUAUACUGAAGCUUUCGAAAUUUCAUCAGAUAUAUUGAGAGAAGUGCGUGACACCAAAGAAGAAAAAAGAAAAGACACAUUACUUCCUCUUCAAGAAAGAUUUUGGAAAAAAUGGGCUCAGAUGGAUCGCGAUCUGGCACGAUUUGAUCAGCUAGAUCCCUCAAAAAGGAAACGUUAUGGUAACAUAACUAAUUUACAAAAAGAUAUGUUUAAAACUAGACAGUCUCAAUACUUUCAUCUUAAGAAAAAUGGUCUAUCUGCACCUAUGAAAUUAUUUGUAGGUGCAUUCGUUAAACUAAACUAUGUGAGCAGAAAAAUAUUUUUGAGGAUGGUAAAGCUUCAGUUAGACAUUCUAUCGAGGAAAACCUUAAAACCAUUCUAUGAUGAGUACCAAGAACUAUUGAAACAAACGAUUGAUGCAACGGAGCACGAGAGAAUAUCAAUACAGAAACAACUAUUAGAUCUUGACACAAAAAAGGCAAAAUUUUCAUUUGGCCUUGAACAUUUUAUAAGGGAACUAGGACAGACAUAUGAAGCGUGCCUUUAUCAUUCUGAGGACAAUAUAUCGAUAUUCUGCGGGAAGGAUACAGAGUUGCCUUACGAAGAAAUACCAAGAUUUGCAUGUUUGGCUUUACUUGAAGGUUAUCCAGUUGAAAUUUUGGACGGAGAAGCAUGUUAUGUGCCAACCCGAUGGAUAAAAGGCGUGUUUUCCAUAUUACCUCAGUGUUUAGAUGUACAAAAGCCACAAGCUAAAAGUAAAGUAUACGUUAUUUCGGUGCUCGGCAUUCAAAGCUCCGGCAAAUCUACCUUCCUCAAUACUAUUUUUGGACUACAAUUUGCAGUUAGUGCAGGCAGGUGUACAGAAGGCGUGUAUAUGCAAUUAAUCAAACUGCACAAGUCUUUAGAUAGCAACGCUGAAUACAUUUUAGCAAUUGAUACGGAGGGUUUGAAAGCAGCGAAACUAACAACCACAGAAUCAAUACAGCAUGACAACGAAAUGUCGACAUUUGUCAUUGGUUUGGCUGAUACAACUGUCAUCAACUUGAUGGGUGAAAAUGCUACUUACCUUCAAGAAAAUUUGCCUAUUGCUGUUCAUGCAUUUCUGAGAAUGAAUCUUGUAGGUUUGCACCCAAGAUGUAAUAUAGUUCAUCAUAACGUAGAUGAACGAAACAGACAGAAAUUACUUGAGCAAACUCGCAUUCUUGAAAAUUGUCUAAAUCAACUCACAAGCACUGCUUGCGAAGUAGAACAAAUUCCACGUAGGCUGUUCAAAGACAUAAUAAAAUUUAACAUUACUGACCAUACAGAUUAUAUACCUGCAUUAUUUGAAGGUGGUCAGCCUAUGGCCCCAAUUAACAUUGGAUAUAGCAAACAAUCUGACAAAGUACGAAAGAAACUUAUCGAGUUUAUGCCACCUUACGACGAAAUGUUUUCACUGACUGACUUUGCUAAACAUAUUGAAAUACUUUGGAAUGCUAUCAACAAAGAUAGCUUUGUUUUUGAAUUCAAAACAACACUAGAGACAGAGGCCAAAUUAGAUUUGGAUAAAGGUUUCUUUCAGAUUCUAAAGCAGUUCUUAGAAAAGGUAGACGAAAAAGCAGUAAAAUAUAAAAGAAAACUUAACAUGUAA
Messenger RNA from Mercenaria mercenaria, 3419 nucleotides. RefSeq names its product interferon-induced very large GTPase 1-like. Lineage: Eukaryota; Metazoa; Mollusca; Bivalvia; Venerida; Veneridae. The transcript has 3 exons. The coding region runs from base 657 to 3419 and encodes 920 amino acids. Gene Ontology annotation, molecular function: GTP binding. The record is from RefSeq and is a predicted model, not a curated record.